AACGAAAUUGUUAUCCGUGAAUUGAAAAUAAUUCGUAACAGUUAAUAACGAUUUAUAACAAAAAUGGAAUCGGAUGAUGAGUUGUCUGAAAAUGAAGAAGAAAUGCUCGUGUAUGUAGAGUUUGAAGGGCUUAGUGGUAACGAAACGUUCAUUAAUAAAAAUCUUCAACUGGAUAUGAUUGGAAUAGACACUGAACAUCCUGUAAUGGAAAUUAAUGGACGGUUUUAUGAGGGUACUUAUGAAGAUGCUGUAGGUACUUAUAUGUUCUUUGAGAAAGAUGACAAUCCGAAGGUAGACGAUGAGGUAUUUGAUAAAGUGCCGACUCUAAAAUAUUUUGCUAAAACAAGAAAGAUACUUAAGAUGCAGAGAGUGUUCACAAAACCACGAGUUGAGGUCCUUGGUGAUGCCGAACACGAAAGUUGUAUUCCAGAUGAAGAAACAUUAUCACAAGCUGGUGUGCCUCCAAAAUAUCAAGAAGAAGCUAUGCAGUUUUGGAAUAAAGUACGUGAUGAGAAACUAGAAGAAUUAAGCAUGUUUUUGGAAAAACAGAAAAUUAGGGAAGAGAAAAAGUCCAAAGGUAUCGCAUUGGAUUCAGAAUCUGAUGAGGAAAAUCCCAUCGUACAAAAAACGAAAGAAAAAUCAGAAGAAACAUGAGAAAAAAAAAUGGUACGUCUUUACCACUCGAGGUCACCGGGUAAUUCGUCUGGAUACUCUCCCGUUAAACAGGCAGUACAG
This is a messenger RNA of Cyphomyrmex costatus, 735 nucleotides long. Its product is annotated as general transcription factor 3C polypeptide 6. Gene Ontology annotation, biological process: transcription by RNA polymerase III. Bases 64 to 654 code for a protein of 196 amino acids. The transcript is spliced from 4 exons. Gene Ontology annotation, cellular component: transcription factor TFIIIC complex. The record is from RefSeq and is a predicted model, not a curated record. Lineage: Eukaryota; Metazoa; Arthropoda; Insecta; Hymenoptera; Formicidae.